GCCCCGCCCCGCGCAGUGUGUGUGAGUGAGGUAGGCUGAAGGUAGCAGAGUCGGAAGUUGGUGUUGGAGAUGGGGCUGAAAGUCGCGCAGAACCCCAGCGAGACUCGGCGCGGACGUGGAGCUGCUUUCCCCCCGGAUUUAUAAACUCUUGUGAUGCUCAGACCCAGCUAUGCCUUACGUGGAUCGGCAGAACCGCAUCUGUGGCUUCCUGGACAUCGAGGAAAAUGAGAACAGCGGCAAGUUCCUGCGCCGCUACUUCAUCCUGGACUCACUGGAGGGCAGUCUGGUGUGGUACAUGGACAACCCGCAGAACCUUCCAGAAGGAACCCCAUGUGUCGGCUCCCUGAAGCUCACGUACAUCUCCAAGGUGAGCGAUGCGACCAAACUGCGACCCAAAGCGGAGUUCUGCUUCGUUAUCAACGCUCCAAUGAGGAAGUUCUACCUGCAGGCCAACGACAAGCAGGACCUGGUGGAGUGGGUGUCCGUGCUCAACAAUGCCACCAAAAUCACGGUCCCGAAGUCAGGCGAUCCGAGCGGGCAGAACCAAGCCGAGGCCUCCGUGGAGGUCCUGGGCGCCAUGAAGCAGGUCUCCUACAAGACCGAGAUCAUCGGAGGAGUUCCCAUCAUCACCACCACACAGGAGAAGGGUGAAGGGCAGAACGGGGCGGAGAGAGGAGCGCUGAGGAAGCCCCACGGCCAGGUGCCCUACUACCUGAGCCGGGCCAAUCAGGACCAGUCGGUGGUGAAGGCUGGAUUCUGCGUUAAACAGGGAGCGGUGAUGAAAAACUGGAAGAGACGAUACUUCAUGCUGGACGACAACGCAAUCAGUUAUUUUAAAUCAGACCUGGAGCGAGAGCCUCUCCGUGUAAUUCCCCUAAAGGAGGUUACUAAAGUCCAGGAGUGUAAGCAAAGUGAUUUGCUGAUGAGGGAUAACCUCUUUGAGCUCGUCACUACCUCAAGAACGUUUUAUAUUCAGACGGACAGUCCAGAGGAGAUGCACAACUGGAUCAAGGCAAUAUCCGGAGCGAUCGUAGCCCAGCGAGGCCCCGGCCGCUCCGCCGCUUCGGAGCGCCGGGAACCCCCCUCCAGCUUUUACUGCAGCGAACAAGGCCCCCCAGUCCCUCGCUCGCCCAUCUCCGCCGAGCUCCACUUCUCAGAGUGCCACUUCCCCGCGGGCCAUCAGCACGGCGUGGGACGAGCCGGACCUCCGCGGUCUCCUGCGGGGCAGCCCACGCAGCCGCCUGUCGCUCCAGGAGGCUCCCCGCCUUUUUUUCAAGUAAGCAGUAGCGAUACGGUCUCGCCCUGGGAGCGGAGGAACAGCGCAGAGGUUUGCCCACCCUCUCUUAACGACUCUGACGAUCUGCAAAUUACAGAGGUGUGAAUAUCUACGGCGGUAAAACGGCGACUAAAACGCACGCGCACACCUGAGUCGAGACGAGACGAAGCACAGACUGAUUGCCAGAAUGACCACGGGUCUGCACGCGCAGGACGACGUGGACGCUGCGAUAGACUAGACACAACCUAGCACAACACGCUGGAUCUGCCCUAAGGAUUAUGGGAUUCUGUGAUUAGUUCCCACUUUCCAGACUCCUCUUGAGGACGGCGGGUUUUCCCACACGUUACUAGUCCGAACGAAAGCGUUUCAGGACUGAAGAAUACAAAUUUUAAAUGAAUGAAUUGAUAGAUCUGGGGGUUUGUUUUUUUCCUCUUCACCUGCUUUCUCAUGGGGUGCGGUUUGGGUUUCUCCUGUCUCCCGUCAUCAUGUUUUCUCCCUCUUAAAUCAGUGUAUUGAAUUCCCCGCUCUGUCCCACUGAACUAUUUUAAAUCCUUUGAUCAUCCCUUUUUAAAGAAAGUAAACUAGAGAACACUGCUACCUGUAAGAUUUCUACAAAUUAUUUUGAAUUUAGAAGACGUAAUCGUUAUUAUAUUUGAAGAUCUGUAUUCACACACUGACUGUAAUAGUUAUAAGAGUUUUAUUUUAGAGCAGAAGCGGUCAGGGAAUCGAAACGCGGAGAUGUUUCUCUCGUCAGGUUUAGUUGGUGGUGUAGAAUCCCGUUACACACACUUGGGGAAACUUAUAUAGUGAAGAUGUCAUGUUCUGAGCGCAGAGGUUUUUAUUAGUACAGAUGUUUUCUUAAAGGAAUCUCAGACCUGCCAACCUUCAGGCGUUUUGCGUAUUUCUCUCUCUCUCCAGUAAAGCAGCUGAGAUGAUGAGCCAAUCAACAUAUGAAUCUGGAAUGAUUGACAGUUUUGAACUCUCUGAUAUUAACUGACUUAACCCAUGUAAGCCCCACCCCUUCCCUCAUCUCAUGUGCUUUUUGUUUUAAAUUCCUCGAUGAAAUAAAAUCUAUACGUGCGCGUGAUUUGGCUAACGUUAGACACGUGUAUAUAAUUAACGUCGCUUAAAUAUAUACGGUAGCCAUCUGAUUUCUAGAUUAGACCAGUGGGAUUGGCAGGUCUGGAAUUUUAAGGAAUGUUGGCGAGCAACCUGUAAGAAGCACUUUUCUUUAUGUUGACGUUAUGAAAUGAUGGACUACUUACCCCCAAAAAAUGUUAUGCUAACAACGAAUGAAAGCUACUAUAUUCUGCUUAGCAUAUUGUGAAUGAAAGCACACUAACUCCACACUAAUGUUACUCAUUGUUUUUGACGGUGUAUUCGUUUAGUAACCUCUCCAACUGCCCAGUACCAACAGUCGAACUUUUUGUUGUUGUUGAUGUUGAUGUUGAUGUUGUUGUGUUGUGAGGAUUAUUCUUGUAAAAAAAAAAAAAAGAAAAGGAAAAAGUUUUCCCUGAUGUUGUAUCGUGGAAACGUGACGUCUGUCUCUCUGCAUCGCGGUCACGUGUCGACUCGUUCGCCCGUAAACGGCACUGCACGAGUCUGACGCCGUUCUGAGCCGUCUUAAGUGCACACUUUCCUUAUGACAGCAAGCUAUUUUUGGUUUCUCCAGUUGUGUACCUGACGUUUGUAAAUCGUGUGCGUUUAUUUAUUAUGUGAAAGAGUUUGAAGAUUAAAACUGACCAAUUUUAA
This is a messenger RNA of Ictalurus punctatus (channel catfish), 3028 nucleotides long. It is a transcript of the gene plekha1b, whose product is annotated as pleckstrin homology domain containing, family A (phosphoinositide binding specific) member 1b. The transcript has 12 exons. Gene Ontology annotation, molecular function: PDZ domain binding. Gene Ontology annotation, cellular component: membrane; cytoplasm. Bases 170 to 1381 code for a protein of 403 amino acids. Lineage: Eukaryota; Metazoa; Chordata; Actinopteri; Siluriformes; Ictaluridae. The record is from RefSeq and is a predicted model, not a curated record.